Messenger RNA from Penicillium griseofulvum, 2790 nucleotides. RefSeq lists its product as uncharacterized. The transcript has a single exon. NCBI's taxonomy places the organism in Eukaryota, Fungi, Ascomycota, Eurotiomycetes, Eurotiales, Aspergillaceae. The record is from RefSeq and is a predicted model, not a curated record. Gene Ontology annotation, molecular function: triacylglycerol lipase activity. The coding region runs from base 1 to 2790 and encodes 929 amino acids.
AUGGCCUCAAUUCCUGCCGACCGACAAUAUUCCUCCCAAAAAACCACCACAACACUCCCGCAGAAGACAUUGUACUCCUCGGAGACAUCUUCAAAUGUCGUUUCAGAUUCUCCCUCCCAUUAUUCGUCCUUCUCUAGCUCGGAUAGCGAUGAACCACUCCCACAUGCAAUUGAGGUUACCGAUGAAGAUGACGCCGGUGACAUGGUGGGGGUUAGCAUCGGGCGCGAGCAGAGCCGCAUGAAGGCCCGAGCUACUCCCCUAGCAGAGAAGAAUCGAGUCCUGGAACAUCACGGGACAUACUUUACGACGAUACCGGAUACUGUAGGCGAAGAUGGUCUGUUUGCAUCAGAAAUCACGGCCGAGCCAGAGUCAGUGGAGCAGGUCGAAAAAACAUCAACGCCACCAUCAGCACAAGCACCAGCACCAGCACCAGCACCAGCACCGCACGAACGAACGUCUGGACAUAAGCCUAGGGCGUCAUACCCCACCGCACAGUAUAAACAACCCGAACCAGGUCACCUUGCCCAUGGUCCCCGCAGCGAUCUUUUUGCAUCUGAAAAGACCGGGUCCAAAGAUACAGGGUUGAGCCAGCGGUCUGGUUUUGUUGGGGCCUUAUUGAAGAACACAUUGCCUCGCCGGCAACGUAGCUGGUCCGGCGAGCUGAAGAAAUUCCUGCCUGACCUGACUUCAUUGAAGAACCGGCCCUCCCUCUCGUUCCGUGGCCCCAAUGGCCAAAACCGAAUCCGCAGCCAGACGGUAGCACCCGCAGUUAAGAAGAACUCCGGAGUACCGAAAAGAACUUCAUCGCUGGGUGGGCGUCCGCUGCCGUCACCUCUCCCACCAAGCGGCUCUAGCAUUGACGAUGACGGAGAAGCUGCUCAAUCGAUACCUGAGCUGCGCUCACCAGAUGGAACCUCGGUCGCGAAACAUUCCUUCGCCCGGAGGCCUAGUGCGGCGAUGCCUGGUCGACCGCCAAGUUUGCGGAGGUCCUCUUCAGAUCAAUCACUGUAUCUGCGUGCGUCAUCCACGGCAUCAUCCCUAGAGCAGCGACCAUUAUAUGAGAAUGUACACACCCAGGUAAAUAGCCGGUUCAAGGCAAUCAAGGAUAGUCUCCAAGACUCGAGUAGCAGGCUGCUUAGUAUGCCGAACCUCCAUCUACAGGAUAUCCGCACUGAUUGGGGCUCUCGUCCAUUCCUGCCAGACCUUGGAAACGGUAUAUCAAAUAACAGCAACUUUGCUAGUUCGGCCAAAAAGGAACCACCGCGCGCUGCAAGCCCGCCUCAGACUUCGCGGAAUAACCCUAACAUAACACAUCCAAUCUUAGAAGAAGCAAUGGCAGAGCUCACCGGCGAUGUCGUGAUUCUAGGAGGCUACCGAGGAUCAAUCCUGCGAUCAGCUAAGCCACCCCAUCGACAACUUUGGGUACCGAUGAAGGUUGGCCUGAAUCUGCGGAAAGUGGACUUGGAGGUCGGUCUGAACCCAGAGGACGAGGAACGCAUGGAAGAGACAAUCAUUCCAUCUGGAGUUCUCUCCCACGUUGGCCCGGUGGACGUCUGUCGACGAUUGAUGAAGCGCUUGCGCAAGAGCGAAAAUGCCCAGCGUGGCGAAAUGCGUGUCCACGAUUAUGGAUAUGACUGGCGUCUAAGUCCCGAGCUGCUCUCGCGCAGGCUCAUCUCCUUCCUAGAGAGCCUGCCGUGUAACCAGGAGCCUGCACCAGGGCAGCCCCGACGCGGCGCUACAGUCAUCGCCCACAGCCUGGGCGGUCUCAUAACCCGACACGCCGUCAACGAGCGACCAGAUCUCUUCGCCGGAGUUGUGUACGCAGGCGUACCCCAGCACUGUGUGAACAUCCUCGGACCACUCCGCAACGGCGAUGACGUCCUCCUCAGCUCACGCGUUCUAACAGCUCAAGUAAACUUCACCUUCCGCACGAGCUUCGCCCUCCUCCCCGAAGACGGCCACUGCUUCAUCGACAAGCAAAGCAAAAAAGAAUUCCGCAUCGACUUCUUCGACGCUAAAACAUGGGAGGAGCACCGUCUCUCCCCUUGCAUGGGCCCCGCUCUCCCCGUCCCUCCAACAACAAACAGCACCAUCCUCGGCUUCAAAGAUAUACCCAUCCUCGGCAAGCGCUUCUCAAUGGGGUUGCGCGACGACUCGGACGAAUUCAUUCAGGACUCUCACGACAUCCCACAAGAUAGCCACGCCCUCACCGCAACAGAUAAAGGCAUCCAAGCCCGCAACGCAAACACGCCGCACAACCCUGCCGCAUACGCCGCAUAUGCUGCCGAAAAGGCUCAAAACCCAGCCGACGGCUUAGUCGGACCAGGCGCACACCCGCGCAGCAGCGCAGCAACCUCCAAAAUCGCCACGACGAGCACCAUCCCACGCGCCGUAGCGAAGGAGUAUCUACAGCGCACGUUGGCAGAUACCAAACGGUUCAAGGAGAACCUUGCAUUCCGACCUUCGCAUCAUUCCGAGAAUAGGUACCCGCCUGCGGCGGUGCUGUACGGGAAGACGCUGCCGACUGUAUACGGGGCGCGGGUUGUGUCGCGUGAGAGUAUUAAGCAGGUUGAUGCAUAUGAUGACCUUGCUUUCGCGGCUGGGGAUGGAGUUUGUCUUGCUUCGGCUGCUAUGUUACCACCUGGAUAUAGGAUUAUCAAGGAUGGGUUGGUGAAGAGUGACCGGGGACAUGUUGGGUUGCUUGGAGAUCUUGAGGGUGUUGGGCAGUGUCUUAGGGCUGUUCAGAGGGGGAGGAAGGAGGGUGUGGGAUUGGGAGAGAAGGAAUUAUAA